GAUAUAAUACAUUCACUUACUCUGAGCUUCUUUUGUUAUUUUUCCUUCAUCAUGGCUACAUGUUCUUCAACAGGAACCAACUUCCCUAUUGUUGCUGCCACAAUGCUACUUUUUGGGCUGCUAAUGGCAAGCCUAGACACAAUAGGGGCACAAACAGGUGUUUGUUAUGGAAUGAAUGGCAACGAUUUACCAACUCAACAGGAAGUUGUGGAUCUAUACAAAUCUAAAAGUAUCCCAAGCAUGAGACUUUAUGAUCCAAACCAAGCAGCUCUCCAAGCUCUCAGCGGCUCCAACAUUGAACUCAUGUUGGGUGUCCCAAAUGAUGCCCUUCAAGGCAUAGCCACCAGCACUUCCACUGCAAAUGACUGGGUGCAAAACAAUGUGGUAACCUACUCUUCUACUGUCAAAUUCAAGUAUAUCGCUGUCGGCAAUGAAGUCAGUCCUGUCAAUGGCAAUUCUCAAUAUGUAGACUAUGUUCUCCCGGCGAUGCAAAACAUUCACAGUGCAAUUGCUUCAGCUAGUUUACAAAUCACAGUGACCACAGCAAUUGACACUGGACUCCUUGGCACUUCCUACCCACCAUCCCAAGGCGCAUUCGGAGACGAUGUGAGAUCUUAUAUAGACCCAAUUAUUUCUUUCCUUGCAGAAAACAGUGCACCACUACUAGCAAAUGUGUAUCCUUACUUCAGUUACAAGGAUAACACUGGUUCCAUCAGCCUUUCCUAUGCCCUAUUUACAUCAUCAUCAGUUGUGGUAACAGAUGAGUAUAGUGGUCUUGGAUACCAAAACCUGUUUGAUGCAAUGGUCGAUGCUCUCUACUCUGCUCUCGAGAAGGCAGGUGGUUCCAAUCUGGCAAUUGUUAUAUCAGAAAGUGGUUGGCCAUCUUCAGGAGGUACGGACACAACUGUAGAAAAUGCAAAGACGUACAAUACCAAUCUGGUUCAACAUGUGAAGAGUGGAACCCCGAAGAAGUCUACAUCUUUAGAGACUUACGUGUUUGCUAUGUUUGAUGAGAACGAAAAGAGUCCAGAAGAAGAGAAGCACUGGGGGUUAUUCACUCCAGAUCAACAAGCCAAAUAUGAAAUUAGCUUCACCUAAACGUGUUGAAAGAGUGCAGAUUGGUUUAGAAG
Molecule: messenger RNA, 1130 nt
Organism: Telopea speciosissima
Lineage: Eukaryota; Viridiplantae; Streptophyta; Magnoliopsida; Proteales; Proteaceae
Product: glucan endo-1,3-beta-glucosidase-like
Exons: 2
Coding region: 52-1098 (348 amino acids)
Biological process (GO): carbohydrate metabolic process
Cellular component (GO): plasma membrane
Molecular function (GO): hydrolase activity, hydrolyzing O-glycosyl compounds
Source: RefSeq, a predicted model, not a curated record